This is a messenger RNA of Trichosporon asahii var. asahii CBS 2479, 1026 nucleotides long. Its product is annotated as glycosyl-hydrolase. The transcript is spliced from 3 exons. NCBI's taxonomy places the organism in Eukaryota, Fungi, Basidiomycota, Tremellomycetes, Trichosporonales, Trichosporonaceae. The record is from RefSeq and is a predicted model, not a curated record. The coding region runs from base 1 to 1026 and encodes 341 amino acids.
AUGCUCCUCCUCUCCUCCUUCCUCGGAGGCGCCAUGCUCGCUGCCUCUGCCAACGCUGCCGACAUUGUCAAGGUCGACACCUGGGGAACUCCCCAGGUCCUUGUCUACUCGUACACCGAGGGCUUCCGUCACGACUCGAUCCCGACCGCCAUCGAGACGUUCAAGAAGCGUGGAAAGGACUGGGGUGUCAACUUCACCUUCACCGAGGACCCGAACUACUUCACAGUCGACAACCUGAUGCAGUACGACUCGAUGCUCUUCCUCCAGACGUCCGAGGAGGUUCUCAACUGGGACCAGCAGGGCGCCCUUCAGCGUUACUGGCAGUCGGGCGGUAACUGGGUCGGUGUCCACUGCGCGUCCUCGUGUCUGCGUAACUCUGACUCCUUCUACCAGACUGUUGGUGCCCGCUUCGACUACCACCCCGAGUUCCAGCAGGCGACUUUCAUGCCGCUCGUCAAGAACCACCCGUCGAACCGCAACAUUCCCGACCGAUGGACGUACAAAGAGGAGGUCUACUUCUUCGUGUCGGACCCGCGCGACCAAAACGCCACGGUCACGAUGACGGUCGACGCGGCCUCGUUCAAGAACGAGGGCGGCAACCAGCCCCCGCAGGGCUCUCCCCACCCGAUUGCGUGGUACAUUGAGAACUUCAACGGUUCCAAGCCCCUCAUCAACGGUGCCGAGAAGUCUGGCCGUUCGUUCUACACUGCCCUCGGCCACUCGAACGAGACCUGGAACGACGAGCUGUUCAUCGGACACAUGAUGGGCGGCCUGGUCUGGGCCCUCGACGGCGCCAGCACCAAGGCGUACGGACAGGGUGUCGUCGGCCAGCAGCGCCCGGCGACUCCUCCCCCGCCGCCCCCCAAGCCGACCAACGUCACCAACGACUCGGUCAACGCCCAGAAGGACGGCUCGAACGCUACGUCCUCUGCCGCCGGUGCCUCGGCCAAGCCCUCGAGCGGCUCGACUCGCACUGCUGCCGGUCUCCUGCUCGGCGUGCUCGGCGCCGCUGCUGCUCUGCUCUAA